UGAGAACAGCAUGCUCACUCCGUGUUUUAGCAUCUCUGAUGUCAAUAAAUGAAGCCUGAGGUAUUUUGACCCAUUACAGACAGAGCCUUAAUAGAAAAUCCAUAUCCCAAGAUGCAGUGGUGCAGGUGGGCCGGCGGUUGGAGAUCACACCUACCAAGACAGUCUGCAGGACCAGAGAUUGAGGACUCUUUUGACUUUCUUUUUAAAAUCAUCCUGAUCGGGGACUCUGAUGUGGGGAAGACGUGUGUGGUCCAGAGAUUCAAAUCUGGUAUUUUCAUUGAAAAGCAGCAAAACACCAUUGGGGUUGACUUUACUGUUCGUACCCUGGACAUUGAUGGCAAGAAAGUGAAGAUGCAGGUGUGGGACACAGCUGGACAGGAGCGUUUCCGCACCAUAACUCAGAGCUACUACCGCAGUGCUCAUGGGGCGAUGGUCACCUAUGACAUCACACGUCGCCCCACAUUUGAAUCUGUUUCCCACUGGUUACGGGAGGUGGAGCAGUAUGGAGCUGCCAGUGUUGUUGUGAUACUCAUAGGGAACAAGUCAGACCUCCAUGAUCAGAGGCAGGUGUUGUUUGAGGACGCGUGCACUCUGGCAGAAAACAACAGUGUCCUCGCUGCUCUAGAAACCUCGGCUAAGGAGGCCCAGAACGUAGAGGCAGCCUUUAACCUCAUGGCCCGGGAGCUGCUGGCACGCAAUGGCAUGACCAUCAUGGACGAGUCAUCUCAAGAACCAUCUCAAUUCAUGCUGCGCAACAGUUCUCACCCAGUCCACGGUAUUAUGUCUUCAGAUAAGAAGUGCGGGUGCUGAGCAGACUCGAAGACACAUUAAGUUUCUCCAAAACAGAAUGUUACUUUCAUCAGACAAACGUAAUGAGUUGCUUUUAGUACGUGUGUGAAGAUAUUUUUUGUUUUGAAUUUUAAUAUUUAUACAGUUCAAGGAUUCAGUAGUAGUUUUUAAUGCAAACUGCUUUUUACAUGUAUUUCUUUUGCAAUAUUCACCUGAGGAUAUCUGCUGCUGAAUGUGUUGAUGACUCCGGCAUGAAGAACCACACCUUAGCCAGAGGACAGAGUACACACAAGACGGUUGACGUGAAACUUGGUGCAUUUUGAAUUGCUCGGUCAUAAAGUACGGCUUCUUCUCGUCA
Messenger RNA from Solea senegalensis (Senegalese sole), 1147 nucleotides. RefSeq names its product ras-related protein Rab-19 (gene rab19). The record is from RefSeq and is a predicted model, not a curated record. Lineage: Eukaryota; Metazoa; Chordata; Actinopteri; Pleuronectiformes; Soleidae. Gene Ontology annotation, cellular component: trans-Golgi network. Gene Ontology annotation, molecular function: GTPase activity; GTP binding. Bases 112 to 810 code for a protein of 232 amino acids. The transcript is spliced from 5 exons.